This is a messenger RNA of Salpingoeca rosetta, 1581 nucleotides long. RefSeq lists its product as uncharacterized. The coding region runs from base 1 to 1581 and encodes 526 amino acids. The transcript has 4 exons. The record is from RefSeq and is a predicted model, not a curated record. NCBI's taxonomy places the organism in Eukaryota, Choanoflagellata, Craspedida, Salpingoecidae.
AUGGAGGCGGAGUUGGGGAACGCGGACGCCUUUGGUACACCAAAGCAGCACCAGGUCUACGCGCGUGUGCGGCGACCAGACCGCGUGCAGUUGGAUGGGCUUGCAGACAUCGAGGAUGGCCUGCGCAGGUUUGAUCGUCGAUUGCAGCGAGAGCAACGAAAGCAGGACACGGACAACAACGACAACGACAAUGAUGAUGAUGAUGAUGACGAUGAGAACGAUGGGCGAGAAGGGUUUGUCGAAGUGGCCCGGCCAUUACCGCCAGAGUUUUACGCCGAAGCGACGUCGUGCAAGGAGCAUGUCCGAGCCAUUCUCGUUGCGGAUCCGCCGCGCGUCACCAUGCAGCCGCGAUCCAUGCACGCGAAACGCGCCAUGUUGGAGGAGGCCUGCAAGCUGCGGCACCCUGCCAUUUGCGUGCAGAUUGUGAAGUGGCUCUACUCCAGCCUGAACUCCAACACAUUUGUCAAGCUCAUGGCGUCCUACCCGUGGGCCAUCACACAGUUCCUGAAUCACCUGCGAAGACGACAGGACAUGGACACCUUCACACUCGUGUCAAGGUUAAUGGAGCGAGGGUCACAUGCAGGCGAGCUGCAGCUGGCUCAAGCGUUAGCAGAGCCAAUGGACAUGCGAUCCCACCGCAAGUUGGAGCUGCUGCUGCUGACGGAGCCGCCUGGCAGCCCCAUUGAGGAGCAUGUUGUCUAUAUCCAGGACCUGUGUGCACGAGUGACGUGUGGUGCUCAGGCCCUCUCCGACGAGAGCGCCGCGCUGACGCUGAACGCAUGCACGCCCGCGCUCAUACAUUACCGCGUGCCGACGGAGACGGCGGUGGUCGACAUCAACGCCAACGUUCUCAUUACCACGUGGUCGCGUGCAAUUGGACUGCUUGACCAGCAGCUUCCAGAGCAUCUCGACGCCUUGCUUGCCGAGCUCAACACCGCCUCCUUCCCGCUCCUCAAUCGCAUGCACGCGUACCUCGCGCGCCGCUGUCGCCUUCAUCGAAAGCCCGUCAAGGAUGCUGUGCUGCAAGUGCUGAUACACCGCACCACGUGUCUCCAGCCAACCGCCCUUGCCUUCCAGGCACUGGCCGUGCUGGGCGCAGACAGGGAGGCGCUGGCUGUGAUUGCGCAAUUGGGGGAACACGCCCAGUUUGACGAGCUUGCAAGCAUCAACCACGCCAUUGCGCUCUGGAGUGUCAACGGCAACAGCACAGAGGCGCGCGUGCUUCUUCACGCACACGCGCACCGAUCGCAGUACCGCGACGCAAUCACGACUGCACUCGAACAGGUGCCCCUCAUGCGCACGCUGGUGCAGGCCGUGUACGACACCACGAAGCAGUUCAGCCAUCCUGGCGGCUGGAUGCGACGGCGGAGGCAGCACGCCGCGCUCUCGUCAUCGCCGUCACCUGACAGGGCGGGCUCGGCAAACCACCAACCAUCACCAGCGUCAUCAUCAUCGCCGUUGUCAUCCGCAGCUUUGCAUGAUGGCAUCAGGGCCAUUAUGAGGCCGUCUGUCACGAACGCGGGAAAUUACUUCUCGCAACUGCUCUUCUCGCUUGGGGACGCAGUAGGUCGGCCGGCAUGA